Schistosoma haematobium is the source of this 1019-nucleotide messenger RNA. Its product is annotated as 60S ribosomal protein L7A. The transcript has 3 exons. Gene Ontology annotation, cellular component: ribonucleoprotein complex. Gene Ontology annotation, biological process: ribosome biogenesis. Bases 50 to 433 code for a protein of 127 amino acids. NCBI's taxonomy places the organism in Eukaryota, Metazoa, Platyhelminthes, Trematoda, Strigeidida, Schistosomatidae. The record is from RefSeq and is a predicted model, not a curated record.
CUUUGCUUGUUAGGUUGUAUGUCAUACCGCUCACUUUAAAUCAUUGAGCAUGCCUAAUAAGCCGAAAAAGAUAAUCAAAGCUAAGAAGAUUAAGGAAGUUGUUCAACAUGAACCUGAGGUACCAGUUAUUCGUAAAGGGAAGCCUUCAAAAGUUGCUCCGCUUCCUGAAAUAGCAAAGAAAACGGUGGCAAAGAAGAAGGUCGUCAAAAAUCCGUUAAUCCAGCGCCGACCUAAAAAUUUCGGAAUCGGACAAGAUAUUCAACCAAAAAGGAACCUUUAUCGUUUCGCCAAGUGGCCAAAGUACAUCGAGCUCCAAAGGAAAAAGGCAAUCCUAAAGAAACGAUUGAAAAUCCCACCCCCGAUCCAUCAAUUUUCUCAGACAUUAGAUAGGAACUCAGGUAUUUCCCGUUUUCGAGAAUUUUACUGUACUUAGCUGGUCAAAUAUUCAACCUGGUUACCAAGUAUCAGCCUCUAAGUAAACAAGCUAAGAGAAUGCUUCUCGUUCAUCGAGCACAAUUGCGUGCUGAAGGCAAACCUGAUGAACCAACAACACGUAAACCCACUGUUCGUGCUGGUAUUCGCGAAGUGACUACCGCCAUAACUCAGAAGAAGGCUCGCCUUGUUAUAAUAGCGCACGAUGUUGAGCCAAUCGAGGUGGUACUCUUCCUUCCUGCAUUGUGCAGGAAAAUGGGUGUACCAUAUUGUAUGGUUAAAAGUAAGGCUAAACUUGGACUUCUGGUUCACCGAAAGACGUGUACUUGCUUGGCCUUCACUAAUAUUAGAGAGUAAGUCCAACUUCUCAAAAUAAUUUUUAGAGAGGACAAAUCGCGGUUAUCGAAAAUAGUUGAAAUGGUAAAGAACAACUACAAUGAUCGUUUCGAAGAGAUUCGAAAACAUUGGGGUGGUGGAAUCAUGGGUUCUAAAUCCCUCGCCAAAAAGGCUAAACUUGAAAAAGCAAAGAAGAAAGAGCUUCAGAUUAAACUUGGAUAACUUUACUUUAAUACAUUUUAACGGAAAAA